Molecule: messenger RNA, 1059 nt
Organism: Myripristis murdjan (pinecone soldierfish)
Lineage: Eukaryota; Metazoa; Chordata; Actinopteri; Holocentriformes; Holocentridae
Gene: fam81b
Product: family with sequence similarity 81 member B
Exons: 8
Coding region: 1-1059 (352 amino acids)
Source: RefSeq, a predicted model, not a curated record
AUGAUAGAAACAGACACAGAGGAUGUAUCGGACGGUGAGCUGAGGAGUCAGGAGAGGAUGCUGGCAGUGCUGCUGGAGCAGGCGCUCAGGAUCAGGGAGGAGGUGGCAGCCGGCCUGCAGUCCACCCAGGGCUCCGUCCAGGUCGAGGCCCUGUCCCGCAGGCUGCUGGAGAGCCACAUCCUCACAGUCACGCACAUUGUCAAACAGCUCAGCAUGGACAUAAAGGGGCUGGAGAGGCAGAUUGCCCAGAGGGACGUGGUCACCUCUGGAACCACACUGGCUGUGCAGAGCCUCGACCAGAAAAACGUGGCUGGGAUCGGAGACCUGAGAGGCAGAGUUGCCAGGUGUGAUGCCAAUAUUGCCAAGCUGAGUGCUGAUGUGAGCGCUCGGGAGAGUCAGGUGAUCAUACUGCAGCAGGAGGUGAUGGAGCUCAAGUCGUCUGUGGAUGUACGCCUGAAAGAGCUGGAACUCAAGCUUCACCAGGUCGUGAGCAGACUGGAGGCCUUGAUGACGGAGCGUUCCCAGGGCCAAAGGAGCUCCACGUCUGACCUGCUUAGCCAAGUUAAACUACUAGAGGCUAGGACCUCUGGUGAGUUGAAAAAGGCCAAGGCGGAGACAGAUAUGCUGAGGAAGUGGACAGAGCAGCAGCUCCAUAGCUCUGCUCAGACACAUGCACAGGGCAGCCAGCAGCUCCGCUCACUGCUGCAGGACAGAAUGUCCGAGGCAGAGUCCAGAUUAGCUGAGGGGCUGCAUGCUCUGGAGGCCCGGGUGGAGCGCUUUGAAGUUGAGCAGAACCAGGCCGAGCACAGCCAGGCACAGCAGCUGAAACGCUCUGAGACCAAACUCAGCAGCAGAAUGAGCUCACUGGAGAGCAGCCUUCACCAGGAGCUGCAGCUGCUCAAACAGGACUAUCACAAAGGGUUCAAGUCUGUCCAUGAUGCCAUUGAGUCCCUGAGGCAGAUUGGUGAGAUCAAAUCCCGUCUGGACAAGGAGAAGCUUGAGAAAGACAUCAGACAUAUCCGCAGCAAGGUGGUGGCACACAGGGACCUGAAGCAUUAA